AUGUGAGGGACUAUGUAUUUACUUCUGACUCAGGAAGUAGACUCCUUGAAGGAGUUCCACAGAUACUCAUACUACUGAGUAGUGGAAGAUCUGGAGAUGACAUAAGAACCCCUGUCAGAAUGCUAAAAGAGACUGGUGUCAUAUCAAUUGCUGUUGGAACACCUGAUGCGGACACUCUUGAGCUGCAGACAAUAUCUCAUGACCCUAAUUAUGUGGUCUCUGUUACUGAUUAUGAGGAACUUCCCAAUGCUAAGGAAGAAGUCUUGUCACUGAUACAAAGUGCUUCCCAUCACCCAGAGCAAACUGCUUCCUCAAAGGCUUUUGAUACUGAGAAACAUGAUGUAGUAUUUCUUAUUGAUGGAUCACUUGACUCAAGAAAUGGCUUUGAAGAGAUACGACGCUUUGUUAAAACAAUGGUUGAAAGUUUAAACAUAGAUGAGAACAGAGACCAAGUUGCUGUUGUUCAAUACAACCGUGACUCCACAGUCAACUUCUACCUGAAUUCCUAUUCAACCAAGAAUGAUGUUCUCAAUUCCAUCGGAACAAUAAGACACAAGUCGGGGAGACCCCUCAACAUUGGCAAAGCACUUGAGUUUGUCAGAGACAAUGUCUUUGCUGCUUCAGUUGGAGGCAGAAAUGCAGAAUCAGUCCCACAAUAUCUGUAUGUUUUUAGUGGGGGAAGAUCAGGGGAUGAUGUCAGAGGACCAGCACAGUCUCUCAAAGUGAAUGGGAUAAAGACUUUUACUAUUGGAUCAAAUAAUGCUGAUACUUUGGAAAUGCAAACCAUCUCUUUCACGCCUGCAUAUUAUUUUCAUGUGACAAACUUCAACAAUCUGCAAAGCAUACAUCUAUCUGUGGAGGCCGCAUUGAGGGGUACAGAAGACACAACUGAAUUUCCAACUGUGAAUGUGAAAGGAAAGCCAAAAGAAAGAGAUGUUGUGUUCUUGCUGGAUGGAUCUGAUGGUACUAGAACUGGAUUCCGAGCCAUGCAAGACUUUGUCCAAAGAGUAGUAGAGAGACUUAGUGUUGAUGAUAGCAAAGACCGUGUCUCAGUGGUUCAGUACAGCAGAGAUCCAACCGCCCACUUCUAUUUGAACACAUACGGGACAAAAGCCCAGAUGCUUGACAUCGUCAGAGGUUUGAGGCACAAAGGCGGAAGACCCCUCAACACUGGAGCAGCUCUCCAGUACGUGAGGGACAAUGUUUUCACCGCCUCUGCCGGAAGCAGGCGCCUGGAAGGAGCUCCACAGGUCCUCAUACUGCUAAGUGGUGGACGGUCUUCUGACAGUGUUGAUGCAGCGGCCUCUGCUCUUAAACAGUUGGGUGUCUUGACCUUUGCAAUUGGAACCAGGGGGUCUGAUAGCAGAGAACUGCAGAAGAUAUCCCACGAUGACAAUUCUGCUGUCUCUGUGUCUGAUUUCUCCGACCUUCAACUCAUCCAAGAGCAACUUCAGUCCUCUUUGGAGGCUUUGGUUAUUGACGUCGAAACAGAAUCCCCAACUGAACUUGUUUACACUACCCAAAAGGAUAUUGUUUUCCUUCUGGAUGGCUCUGACGGCACAAGGAAUGGCUUCCCUGCCAUGCGUGAUUUUGUUGAGAAAGCGGUUGAAAAACUACACGUGGGAGAAAGAAAAGACCGUGUCUCUGUAGUCCAAUACAGCAGAGAUGUAGAGGUCCAAUUCAAUUUGAAUACAUACUCCACAAAAGAAGAUAUUUUGGAUUCCAUAAGAGGGCUGAAGCACACAGGAGGCCGGCCUCUCAACACCGGGGCUGCCCUUCAAUAUGUCAGGGACAACGUCUUUACAAACCCCGCCGGGAGUCGGCGCCUGCAAGGGGUUCCACAGAUUUUAAUUCUACUAAAUGGUGGGAGGUCUUUUGACAAUGUAGAUACUCCAGCGUCUGUUCUGAAACAGCAGGGCAUCAUUGUCAUUGGCAUUGGAACGAGGAACUCUGACACUGGGGAACUGCGAAAAGUAUCACAUCACCCUAAUUACACUCUAUCUGUGUCUGAAUUCACUGAACUGCCCAGUGUCCAAGAACAGAUUUCCUCUCUAAUGAGCACAGUGGCUGUCAGGGCCACACCCAUGACACCAACAGUAACUGUGGUGACAAAGCAAACGGGAAGAGAUGUUGUGUUCUUGCUGGAUGGAUCUGAUGGUACUAGAACUGGAUUCCGAGCCAUGCAAGACUUUGUCCAAAGAGUAGUAGAGAGACUUAGUGUUGAUGAUAGCAAAGACCGUGUCUCAGUGGUUCAGUACAGCAGAGAUCCAACCGCCCACUUCUAUUUGAACACAUACGGGACAAAAGCCCAGAUGCUUGACAUCGUCAGAGGUUUGAGGCACAAAGGCGGAAGACCCCUCAACACUGGAGCAGCUCUCCAGUACGUGAGGGACAAUGUUUUCACCGCCUCUGCCGGAAGCAGGCGCCUGGAAGGAGCUCCACAGGUCCUCAUACUGCUAAGUGGUGGACGGUCUUCUGACAGUGUUGAUGCAGCGGCCUCUGCUCUUAAACAGUUGGGUGUCUUGACCUUUGCAAUUGGAACCAGGGGGUCUGAUAGCAGAGAACUGCAGAAGAUAUCCCACGAUGACAAUUCUGCUGUCUCUGUGUCUGAUUUCUCCGACCUUCAACUCAUCCAAGAGCAACUUCAGUCCUCUUUGGAGGCUUUGGUUAUUGACGUCGAAACAGAAUCCCCAACUGAACUUGUUUACACUACCCAAAAGGAUAUUGUUUUCCUUCUGGAUGGCUCUGACGGCACAAGGAAUGGCUUCCCUGCCAUGCGUGAUUUUGUUGAGAAAGCGGUUGAAAAACUACACGUGGGAGAAAGAAAAGACCGUGUCUCUGUAGUCCAAUACAGCAGAGAUGUAGAGGUCCAAUUCAAUUUGAAUACAUACUCCACAAAAGAAGAUAUUUUGGAUUCCAUAAGAGGGCUGAAGCACACAGGAGGCCGGCCUCUCAACACCGGGGCUGCCCUUCAAUAUGUCAGGGACAACGUCUUUACAAACCCCGCCGGGAGUCGGCGCCUGCAAGGGGUUCCACAGAUUUUAAUUCUACUAAAUGGUGGGAGGUCUUUUGACAAUGUAGAUACUCCAGCGUCUGUUCUGAAACAGCAGGGCAUCAUUGUCAUUGGCAUUGGAACGAGGAACUCUGACACUGGGGAACUGCGAAAAGUAUCACAUCACCCUAAUUACACUCUAUCUGUGUCUGAAUUCACUGAACUGCCCAGUGUCCAAGAACAGAUUUCCUCUCUAAUGAGCACAGUGGCUGUCAGGGCCACACCCAUGACACCAACAGUAACUGUGGUGACAAAGCAAACGGGAAGAGAUGUUGUGUUCUUGCUGGAUGGAUCUGAUGGUACUAGAACUGGAUUCCGAGCCAUGCAAGACUUUGUCCAAAGAGUAGUAGAGAGACUUAGUGUUGAUGAUAGCAAAGACCGUGUCUCAGUGGUUCAGUACAGCAGAGAUCCAACCGCCCACUUCUAUUUGAACACAUACGGGACAAAAGCCCAGAUGCUUGACAUCGUCAGAGGUUUGAGGCACAAAGGCGGAAGACCCCUCAACACUGGAGCAGCUCUCCAGUACGUGAGGGACAAUGUUUUCACCGCCUCUGCCGGAAGCAGGCGCCUGGAAGGAGCUCCACAGGUCCUCAUACUGCUAAGUGGUGGACGGUCUUCUGACAGUGUUGAUGCAGCGGCCUCUGCUCUUAAACAGUUGGGUGUCUUGACCUUUGCAAUUGGAACCAGGGGGUCUGAUAGCAGAGAACUGCAGAAGAUAUCCCACGAUGACAAUUCUGCUGUCUCUGUGUCUGAUUUCUCCGACCUUCAACUCAUCCAAGAGCAACUUCAGUCCUCUUUGGAGGCUUUGGUUAUUGACGUCGAAACAGAAUCCCCAACUGAACUUGUUUACACUACCCAAAAGGAUAUUGUUUUCCUUCUGGAUGGCUCUGACGGCACAAGGAAUGGCUUCCCUGCCAUGCGUGAUUUUGUUGAGAAAGCGGUUGAAAAACUACACGUGGGAGAAAGAAAAGACCGUGUCUCUGUAGUCCAAUACAGCAGAGAUGUAGAGGUCCAAUUCAAUUUGAAUACAUACUCCACAAAAGAAGAUAUUUUGGAUUCCAUAAGAGGGCUGAAGCACACAGGAGGCCGGCCUCUCAACACCGGGGCUGCCCUUCAAUAUGUCAGGGACAACGUCUUUACAAACCCCGCCGGGAGUCGGCGCCUGCAAGGGGUUCCACAGAUUUUAAUUCUACUAAAUGGUGGGAGGUCUUUUGACAAUGUAGAUACUCCAGCGUCUGUUCUGAAACAGCAGGGCAUCAUUGUCAUUGGCAUUGGAACGAGGAACUCUGACACUGGGGAACUGCGAAAAGUAUCACAUCACCCUAAUUACACUCUAUCUGUGUCUGAAUUCACUGAACUGCCCAGUGUCCAAGAACAGAUUUCCUCUCUAAUGAGCACAGUGGCUGUCAGGGCCACACCCAUGACACCAACAGUAACUGUGGUGACAAAGCAAACGGGAAGAGAUGUUGUGUUCUUGCUGGAUGGAUCUGAUGGUACUAGAACUGGAUUCCGAGCCAUGCAAGACUUUGUCCAAAGAGUAGUAGAGAGACUUAGUGUUGAUGAUAGCAAAGACCGUGUCUCAGUGGUUCAGUACAGCAGAGAUCCAACCGCCCACUUCUAUUUGAACACAUACGGGACAAAAGCCCAGAUGCUUGACAUCGUCAGAGGUUUGAGGCACAAAGGCGGAAGACCCCUCAACACUGGAGCAGCUCUCCAGUACGUGAGGGACAAUGUUUUCACCGCCUCUGCCGGAAGCAGGCGCCUGGAAGGAGCUCCACAGGUCCUCAUACUGCUAAGUGGUGGACGGUCUUCUGACAGUGUUGAUGCAGCGGCCUCUGCUCUUAAACAGUUGGGUGUCUUGACCUUUGCAAUUGGAACCAGGGGGUCUGAUAGCAGAGAACUGCAGAAGAUAUCCCACGAUGACAAUUCUGCUGUCUCUGUGUCUGAUUUCUCCGACCUUCAACUCGUCCAAGAGCAACUUCAGUCCUCUUUGGAGGCUUUGGUUAUUGACGUCGAAACAGAAUCCCCAACUGAACUUGCUUACACUACCCAAAAGGAUAUUGUUUUCCUUCUGGAUGGCUCUGACGGCACAAGGAAUGGCUUCCCUGCCAUGCGUGAUUUUGUUGAGAAAGUGGUUGAAAAACUACACGUGGGAGAAAGAAAAGACCGUGUCUCUGUAGUCCAAUACAGCAGAGAUGUAGAGGUCCAAUUCAAUUUGAAUACAUACUCCACAAAAGAAGAUAUUUUGGAUUCCAUAAGAGGGCUGAAGCACAAAGGAGGCCGGCCUCUCAACACCGGGGCUGCCCUUCAAUAUGUCAGGGACAACGUCUUUACAAACCCCGCCGGGAGUCGGCGCCUGCAAGGGGUUCCACAGAUUUUAAUUCUACUAAAUGGUGGGAGGUCUUUUGACAAUGUAGAUACUCCAGCGUCUGUUCUGAAACAGCAGGGCAUCAUUGUCAUUGGCAUUGGAACGAGGAACUCUGACACUGGGGAACUGCGAAAAGUAUCACAUCACCCUAAUUACACUCUAUCUGUGUCUGAAUUCACUGAACUGCCCAGUGUCCAAGAACAGAUUUCCUCUCUAAUGAGCACAGUGGCUGUCAGGGCCACACCCAUGACACCAACAGUAACUGUGGUGACAAAGCAAACGGGAAGAGAUGUUGUGUUCUUGCUGGAUGGAUCUGAUGGUACUAGAACUGGAUUCCGAGCCAUGCAAGACUUUGUCCAAAGAGUAGUAGAGAGACUUAGUGUUGAUGAUAGCAAAGACCGUGUCUCAGUGGUUCAGUACAGCAGAGAUCCAACCGCCCACUUCUAUUUGAACACAUACGGGACAAAAGCCCAGAUGCUUGACAUCGUCAGAGGUUUGAGGCACAAAGGCGGAAGACCCCUCAACACUGGAGCAGCUCUCCAGUACGUGAGGGACAAUGUUUUCACCGCCUCUGCCGGAAGCAGGCGCCUGGAAGGAGCUCCACAGGUCCUCAUACUGCUAAGUGGUGGACGGUCUUCUGACAGUGUUGAUGCAGCGGCCUCUGCUCUUAAACAGUUGGGUGUCUUGACCUUUGCAAUUGGAACCAGGGGGUCUGAUAGCAGAGAACUGCAGAAGAUAUCCCACGAUGACAAUUCUGCUGUCUCUGUGUCUGAUUUCUCCGACCUUCAACUCGUCCAAGAGCAACUUCAGUCCUCUUUGGAGGCUUUGGUUAUUGACGUCGAAACAGAAUCCCCAACUGAACUUGCUUACACUACCCAAAAGGAUAUUGUUUUCCUUCUGGAUGGCUCUGACGGCACAAGGAAUGGCUUCCCUGCCAUGCGUGAUUUUGUUGAGAAAGUGGUUGAAAAACUACACGUGGGAGAAAGAAAAGACCGUGUCUCUGUAGUCCAAUACAGCAGAGAUGUAGAGGUCCAAUUCAAUUUGAAUACAUACUCCACAAAAGAAGAUAUUUUGGAUUCCAUAAGAGGGCUGAAGCACAAAGGAGGCCGGCCUCUCAACACCGGGGCUGCCCUUCAAUAUGUCAGGGACAACGUCUUUACAAACCCCGCCGGGAGUCGGCGCCUGCAAGGGGUUCCACAGAUUUUAAUUCUACUAAAUGGUGGGAGGUCUUUUGACAAUGUAGAUACUCCAGCGUCUGUUCUGAAACAGCAGGGCAUCAUUGUCAUUGGCAUUGGAACGAGGAACUCUGACACUGGGGAACUGCGAAAAGUAUCACAUCACCCUAAUUACACUCUAUCUGUGUCUGAAUUCACUGAACUGCCCAGUGUCCAAGAACAGAUUUCCUCUCUAAUGAGCACAGUGGCUGUCAGGGCCACACCCAUGACACCAACAGUAACUGUGGUGACAAAGCAAACGGGAAGAGAUGUUGUGUUCUUGCUGGAUGGAUCUGAUGGUACUAGAACUGGAUUCCGAGCCAUGCAAGACUUUGUCCAAAGAGUAGUAGAGAGACUUAGUGUUGAUGAUAGCAAAGACCGUGUCUCAGUGGUUCAGUACAGCAGAGAUCCAACCGCCCACUUCUAUUUGAACACAUACGGGACAAAAGCCCAGAUGCUUGACAUCGUCAGAGGUUUGAGGCACAAAGGCGGAAGACCCCUCAACACUGGAGCAGCUCUCCAGUACGUGAGGGACAAUGUUUUCACCGCCUCUGCCGGAAGCAGGCGCCUGGAAGGAGCUCCACAGGUCCUCAUACUGCUAAGUGGUGGACGGUCUUCUGACAGUGUUGAUGCAGCGGCCUCUGCUCUUAAACAGUUGGGUGUCUUGACCUUUGCAAUUGGAACCAGGGGGUCUGAUAGCAGAGAACUGCAGAAGAUAUCCCACGAUGACAAUUCUGCUGUCUCUGUGUCUGAUUUCUCCGACCUUCAACUCGUCCAAGAGCAACUUCAGUCCUCUUUGGAGGCUUUGGUUAUUGACGUCGAAACAGAAUCCCCAACUGAACUUGCUUACACUACCCAAAAGGAUAUUGUUUUCCUUCUGGAUGGCUCUGACGGCACAAGGAAUGGCUUCCCUGCCAUGCGUGAUUUUGUUGAGAAAGUGGUUGAAAAACUACACGUGGGAGAAAGAAAAGACCGUGUCUCUGUAGUCCAAUACAGCAGAGAUGUAGAGGUCCAAUUCAAUUUGAAUACAUACUCCACAAAAGAAGAUAUUUUGGAUUCCAUAAGAGGGCUGAAGCACAAAGGAGGCCGGCCUCUCAACACCGGGGCUGCCCUUCAAUAUGUCAGGGACAACGUCUUUACAAACCCCGCCGGGAGUCGGCGCCUGCAAGGGGUUCCACAGAUUUUAAUUCUACUAAAUGGUGGGAGGUCUUUUGACAAUGUAGAUACUCCAGCGUCUGUUCUGAAACAGCAGGGCAUCAUUGUCAUUGGCAUUGGAACGAGGAACUCUGACACUGGGGAACUGCGAAAAGUAUCACAUCACCCUAAUUACACUCUAUCUGUGUCUGAAUUCACUGAACUGCCCAGUGUCCAAGAACAGAUUUCCUCUCUAAUGAGCACAGUGGCUGUCAGGGCCACACCCAUGACACCAACAGUAACUGUGGUGACAAAGCAAACGGGAAGAGAUGUUGUGUUCUUGCUGGAUGGAUCUGAUGGUACUAGAACUGGAUUCCGAGCCAUGCAAGACUUUGUCCAAAGAGUAGUAGAGAGACUUAGUGUUGAUGAUAGCAAAGACCGUGUCUCAGUGGUUCAGUACAGCAGAGAUCCAACCGCCCACUUCUAUUUGAACACAUACGGGACAAAAGCCCAGAUGCUUGACAUCGUCAGAGGUUUGAGGCACAAAGGCGGAAGACCCCUCAACACUGGAGCAGCUCUCCAGUACGUGAGGGACAAUGUUUUCACCGCCUCUGCCGGAAGCAGGCGCCUGGAAGGAGCUCCACAGGUCCUCAUACUGCUAAGUGGUGGACGGUCUUCUGACAGUGUUGAUGCAGCGGCCUCUGCUCUUAAACAGUUGGGUGUCUUGACCUUUGCAAUUGGAACCAGGGGGUCUGAUAGCAGAGAACUGCAGAAGAUAUCCCACGAUGACAAUUCUGCUGUCUCUGUGUCUGAUUUCUCCGACCUUCAACUCGUCCAAGAGCAACUUCAGUCCUCUUUGGAGGCUUUGGUUAUUGACGUCGAAACAGAAUCCCCAACUGAACUUGCUUACACUACCCAAAAGGAUAUUGUUUUCCUUCUGGAUGGCUCUGACGGCACAAGGAAUGGCUUCCCUGCCAUGCGUGAUUUUGUUGAGAAAGUGGUUGAAAAACUACACGUGGGAGAAAGAAAAGACCGUGUCUCUGUAGUCCAAUACAGCAGAGAUGUAGAGGUCCAAUUCAAUUUGAAUACAUACUCCACAAAAGAAGAUAUUUUGGAUUCCAUAAGAGGGCUGAAGCACAAAGGAGGCCGGCCUCUCAACACCGGGGCUGCCCUUCAAUAUGUCAGGGACAACGUCUUUACAAACCCCGCCGGGAGUCGGCGCCUGCAAGGGGUUCCACAGAUUUUAAUUCUACUAAAUGGUGGGAGGUCUUUUGACAAUGUAGAUACUCCAGCGUCUGUUCUGAAACAGCAGGGCAUCAUUGUCAUUGGCAUUGGAACGAGGAACUCUGACACUGGGGAACUGCGAAAAGUAUCACAUCACCCUAAUUACACUCUAUCUGUGUCUGAAUUCACUGAACUGCCCAGUGUCCAAGAACAGAUUUCCUCUCUAAUGAGCACAGUGGCUGUCAGGGCCACACCCAUGACACCAACAGUAACUGUGGUGACAAAGCAAACGGGAAGAGAUGUUGUGUUCUUGCUGGAUGGAUCUGAUGGUACUAGAACUGGAUUCCGAGCCAUGCAAGACUUUGUCCAAAGAGUAGUAGAGAGACUUAGUGUUGAUGAUAGCAAAGACCGUGUCUCAGUGGUUCAGUACAGCAGAGAUCCAACCGCCCACUUCUAUUUGAACACAUACGGGACAAAAGCCCAGAUGCUUGACAUCGUCAGAGGUUUGAGGCACAAAGGCGGAAGACCCCUCAACACUGGAGCAGCUCUCCAGUACGUGAGGGACAAUGUUUUCACCGCCUCUGCCGGAAGCAGGCGCCUGGAAGGAGCUCCACAGGUCCUCAUACUGCUAAGUGGUGGACGGUCUUCUGACAGUGUUGAUGCAGCGGCCUCUGCUCUUAAACAGUUGGGUGUCUUGACCUUUGCAAUUGGAACCAGGGGGUCUGAUAGCAGAGAACUGCAGAAGAUAUCCCACGAUGACAAUUCUGCUGUCUCUGUGUCUGAUUUCUCCGACCUUCAACUCGUCCAAGAGCAACUUCAGUCCUCUUUGGAGGCUUUGGUUAUUGACGUCGAAACAGAAUCCCCAACUGAACUUGCUUACACUACCCAAAAGGAUAUUGUUUUCCUUCUGGAUGGCUCUGACGGCACAAGGAAUGGCUUCCCUGCCAUGCGUGAUUUUGUUGAGAAAGUGGUUGAAAAACUACACGUGGGAGAAAGAAAAGACCGUGUCUCUGUAGUCCAAUACAGCAGAGAUGUAGAGGUCCAAUUCAAUUUGAAUACAUACUCCACAAAAGAAGAUAUUUUGGAUUCCAUAAGAGGGCUGAAGCACAAAGGAGGCCGGCCUCUCAACACCGGGGCUGCCCUUCAAUAUGUCAGGGACAACGUCUUUACAAACCCCGCCGGGAGUCGGCGCCUGCAAGGGGUUCCACAGAUUUUAAUUCUACUAAAUGGUGGGAGGUCUUUUGACAAUGUAGAUACUCCAGCGUCUGUUCUGAAACAGCAGGGCAUCAUUGUCAUUGGCAUUGGAACGAGGAACUCUGACACUGGGGAACUGCGAAAAGUAUCACAUCACCCUAAUUACACUCUAUCUGUGUCUGAAUUCACUGAACUGCCCAGUGUCCAAGAACAGAUUUCCUCUCUAAUGAGCACAGUGGCUGUCAGGGCCACACCCAUGACACCAACAGUAACUGUGGUGACAAAGCAAACGGGAAGAGAUGUUGUGUUCUUGCUGGAUGGAUCUGAUGGUACUAGAACUGGAUUCCGAGCCAUGCAAGACUUUGUCCAAAGAGUAGUAGAGAGACUUAGUGUUGAUGAUAGCAAAGACCGUGUCUCAGUGGUUCAGUACAGCAGAGAUCCAACCGCCCACUUCUAUUUGAACACAUACGGGACAAAAGCCCAGAUGCUUGACAUCGUCAGAGGUUUGAGGCACAAAGGCGGAAGACCCCUCAACACUGGAGCAGCUCUCCAGUACGUGAGGGACAAUGUUUUCACCGCCUCUGCCGGAAGCAGGCGCCUGGAAGGAGCUCCACAGGUCCUCAUACUGCUAAGUGGUGGACGGUCUUCUGACAGUGUUGAUGCAGCGGCCUCUGCUCUUAAACAGUUGGGUGUCUUGACCUUUGCAAUUGGAACCAGGGGGUCUGAUAGCAGAGAACUGCAGAAGAUAUCCCACGAUGACAAUUCUGCUGUCUCUGUGUCUGAUUUCUCCGACCUUCAACUCGUCCAAGAGCAACUUCAGUCCUCUUUGGAGGCUUUGGUUAUUGACGUCGAAACAGAAUCCCCAACUGAACUUGCUUACACUACCCAAAAGGAUAUUGUUUUCCUUCUGGAUGGCUCUGACGGCACAAGGAAUGGCUUCCCUGCCAUGCGUGAUUUUGUUGAGAAAGUGGUUGAAAAACUACACGUGGGAGAAAGAAAAGACCGUGUCUCUGUAGUCCAAUACAGCAGAGAUGUAGAGGUCCAAUUCAAUUUGAAUACAUACUCCACAAAAGAAGAUAUUUUGGAUUCCAUAAGAGGGCUGAAGCACAAAGGAGGCCGGCCUCUCAACACCGGGGCUGCCCUUCAAUAUGUCAGGGACAACGUCUUUACAAACCCCGCCGGGAGUCGGCGCCUGCAAGGGGUUCCACAGAUUUUAAUUCUACUAAAUGGUGGGAGGUCUUUUGACAAUGUAGAUACUCCAGCGUCUGUUCUGAAACAGCAGGGCAUCAUUGUCAUUGGCAUUGGAACGAGGAACUCUGACACUGGGGAACUGCGAAAAGUAUCACAUCACCCUAAUUACACUCUAUCUGUGUCUGAAUUCACUGAACUGCCCAGUGUCCAAGAACAGAUUUCCUCUCUAAUGAGCACAGUGGCUGUCAGGGCCACACCCAUGACACCAACAGUAACUGUGGUGACAAAGCAAACGGGAAGAGAUGUUGUGUUCUUGCUGGAUGGAUCUGAUGGUACUAGAACUGGAUUCCGAGCCAUGCAAGACUUUGUCCAAAGAGUAGUAGAGAGACUUAGUGUUGAUGAUAGCAAAGACCGUGUCUCAGUGGUUCAGUACAGCAGAGAUCCAACCGCCCACUUCUAUUUGAACACAUACGGGACAAAAGCCCAGAUGCUUGACAUCGUCAGAGGUUUGAGGCACAAAGGCGGAAGACCCCUCAACACUGGAGCAGCUCUCCAGUACGUGAGGGACAAUGUUUUCACCGCCUCUGCCGGAAGCAGGCGCCUGGAAGGAGCUCCACAGGUCCUCAUACUGCUAAGUGGUGGACGGUCUUCUGACAGUGUUGAUGCAGCGGCCUCUGCUCUUAAACAGUUGGGUGUCUUGACCUUUGCAAUUGGAACCAGGGGGUCUGAUAGCAGAGAACUGCAGAAGAUAUCCCACGAUGACAAUUCUGCUGUCUCUGUGUCUGAUUUCUCCGACCUUCAACUCGUCCAAGAGCAACUUCAGUCCUCUUUGGAGGCUUUGGUUAUUGACGUCGAAACAGAAUCCCCAACUGAACUUGCUUACACUACCCAAAAGGAUAUUGUUUUCCUUCUGGAUGGCUCUGACGGCACAAGGAAUGGCUUCCCUGCCAUGCGUGAUUUUGUUGAGAAAGUGGUUGAAAAACUACACGUGGGAGAAAGAAAAGACCGUGUCUCUGUAGUCCAAUACAGCAGAGAUGUAGAGGUCCAAUUCAAUUUGAAUACAUACUCCACAAAAGAAGAUAUUUUGGAUUCCAUAAGAGGGCUGAAGCACAAAGGAGGCCGGCCUCUCAACACCGGGGCUGCCCUUCAAUAUGUCAGGGACAACGUCUUUACAAACCCCGCCGGGAGUCGGCGCCUGCAAGGGGUUCCACAGAUUUUAAUUCUACUAAAUGGUGGGAGGUCUUUUGACAAUGUAGAUACUCCAGCGUCUGUUCUGAAACAGCAGGGCAUCAUUGUCAUUGGCAUUGGAACGAGGAACUCUGACACUGGGGAACUGCGAAAAGUAUCACAUCACCCUAAUUACACUCUAUCUGUGUCUGAAUUCACUGAACUGCCCAGUGUCCAAGAACAGAUUUCCUCUCUAAUGAGCACAGUGGCUGUCAGGGCCACACCCAUGACACCAACAGUAACUGUGGUGACAAAGCAAACGGGAAGAGAUGUUGUGUUCUUGCUGGAUGGAUCUGAUGGUACUAGAACUGGAUUCCGAGCCAUGCAAGACUUUGUCCAAAGAGUAGUAGAGAGACUUAGUGUUGAUGAUAGCAAAGACCGUGUCUCAGUGGUUCAGUACAGCAGAGAUCCAACCGCCCACUUCUAUUUGAACACAUACGGGACAAAAGCCCAGAUGCUUGACAUCGUCAGAGGUUUGAGGCACAAAGGCGGAAGACCCCUCAACACUGGAGCAGCUCUCCAGUACGUGAGGGACAAUGUUUUCACCGCCUCUGCCGGAAGCAGGCGCCUGGAAGGAGCUCCACAGGUCCUCAUACUGCUAAGUGGUGGACGGUCUUCUGACAGUGUUGAUGCAGCGGCCUCUGCUCUUAAACAGUUGGGUGUCUUGACCUUUGCAAUUGGAACCAGGGGGUCUGAUAGCAGAGAACUGCAGAAGAUAUCCCACGAUGACAAUUCUGCUGUCUCUGUGUCUGAUUUCUCCGACCUUCAACUCGUCCAAGAGCAACUUCAGUCCUCUUUGGAGGCUUUGGUUAUUGACGUCGAAACAGAAUCCCCAACUGAACUUGCUUACACUACCCAAAAGGAUAUUGUUUUCCUUCUGGAUGGCUCUGACGGCACAAGGAAUGGCUUCCCUGCCAUGCGUGAUUUUGUUGAGAAAGUGGUUGAAAAACUACACGUGGGAGAAAGAAAAGACCGUGUCUCUGUAGUCCAAUACAGCAGAGAUGUAGAGGUCCAAUUCAAUUUGAAUACAUACUCCACAAAAGAAGAUAUUUUGGAUUCCAUAAGAGGGCUGAAGCACAAAGGAGGCCGGCCUCUCAACACCGGGGCUGCCCUUCAAUAUGUCAGGGACAACGUCUUUACAAACCCCGCCGGGAGUCGGCGCCUGCAAGGGGUUCCACAGAUUUUAAUUCUACUAAAUGGUGGGAGGUCUUUUGACAAUGUAGAUACUCCAGCGUCUGUUCUGAAACAGCAGGGCAUCAUUGUCAUUGGCAUUGGAACGAGGAACUCUGACACUGGGGAACUGCGAAAAGUAUCACAUCACCCUAAUUACACUCUAUCUGUGUCUGAAUUCACUGAACUGCCCAGUGUCCAAGAACAGAUUUCCUCUCUAAUGAGCACAGUGGCUGUCAGGGCCACACCCAUGACACCAACAGUAACUGUGGUGACAAAGCAAACGGGAAGAGAUGUUGUGUUCUUGCUGGAUGGAUCUGAUGGUACUAGAACUGGAUUCCGAGCCAUGCAAGACUUUGUCCAAAGAGUAGUAGAGAGACUUAGUGUUGAUGAUAGCAAAGACCGUGUCUCAGUGGUUCAGUACAGCAGAGAUCCAACCGCCCACUUCUAUUUGAACACAUACGGGACAAAAGCCCAGAUGCUUGACAUCGUCAGAGGUUUGAGGCACAAAGGCGGAAGACCCCUCAACACUGGAGCAGCUCUCCAGUACGUGAGGGACAAUGUUUUCACCGCCUCUGCCGGAAGCAGGCGCCUGGAAGGAGCUCCACAGGUCCUCAUACUGCUAAGUGGUGGACGGUCUUCUGACAGUGUUGAUGCAGCGGCCUCUGCUCUUAAACAGUUGGGUGUCUUGACCUUUGCAAUUGGAACCAGGGGGUCUGAUAGCAGAGAACUGCAGAAGAUAUCCCACGAUGACAAUUCUGCUGUCUCUGUGUCUGAUUUCUCCGACCUUCAACUCGUCCAAGAGCAACUUCAGUCCUCUUUGGAGGCUUUGGUUAUUGACGUCGAAACAGAAUCCCCAACUGAACUUGCUUACACUACCCAAAAGGAUAUUGUUUUCCUUCUGGAUGGCUCUGACGGCACAAGGAAUGGCUUCCCUGCCAUGCGUGAUUUUGUUGAGAAAGUGGUUGAAAAACUACACGUGGGAGAAAGAAAAGACCGUGUCUCUGUAGUCCAAUACAGCAGAGAUGUAGAGGUCCAAUUCAAUUUGAAUACAUACUCCACAAAAGAAGAUAUUUUGGAUUCCAUAAGAGGGCUGAAGCACAAAGGAGGCCGGCCUCUCAACACCGGGGCUGCCCUUCAAUAUGUCAGGGACAACGUCUUUACAAACCCCGCCGGGAGUCGGCGCCUGCAAGGGGUUCCACAGAUUUUAAUUCUACUAAAUGGUGGGAGGUCUUUUGACAAUGUAGAUACUCCAGCGUCUGUUCUGAAACAGCAGGGCAUCAUUGUCAUUGGCAUUGGAACGAGGAACUCUGACACUGGGGAACUGCGAAAAGUAUCACAUCACCCUAAUUACACUCUAUCUGUGUCUGAAUUCACUGAACUGCCCAGUGUCCAAGAACAGAUUUCCUCUCUAAUGAGCACAGUGGCUGUCAGGGCCACACCCAUGACACCAACAGUAACUGUGGUGACAAAGCAAACGGGAAGAGAUGUUGUGUUCUUGCUGGAUGGAUCUGAUGGUACUAGAACUGGAUUCCGAGCCAUGCAAGACUUUGUCCAAAGAGUAGUAGAGAGACUUAGUGUUGAUGAUAGCAAAGACCGUGUCUCAGUGGUUCAGUACAGCAGAGAUCCAACCGCCCACUUCUAUUUGAACACAUACGGGACAAAAGCCCAGAUGCUUGACAUCGUCAGAGGUUUGAGGCACAAAGGCGGAAGACCCCUCAACACUGGAGCAGCUCUCCAGUACGUGAGGGACAAUGUUUUCACCGCCUCUGCCGGAAGCAGGCGCCUGGAAGGAGCUCCACAGGUCCUCAUACUGCUAAGUGGUGGACGGUCUUCUGACAGUGUUGAUGCAGCGGCCUCUGCUCUUAAACAGUUGGGUGUCUUGACCUUUGCAAUUGGAACCAGGGGGUCUGAUAGCAGAGAACUGCAGAAGAUAUCCCACGAUGACAAUUCUGCUGUCUCUGUGUCUGAUUUCACCGAACUUCAACUCGUCCAAGAGCAACUUCAGUCCUCUUUGGAGACUUUGGUUAUUGACGUCGAAACAGAAUCCCCAACUGAACUUGGCCCCCGGAAGGAUGUUGUUUUUCUUGUUGAUGGAUCUGAUGGCGUUGGAAUGGAAUUUCCUAUCAUCCAGGAGUUUAUCCGCAGGGUUGUAGAGAGUCUCAAUGUGGGCGAGAAUAAGAUCCGGAUUGGUGUCGUCCAAUAUGGUGACUCUGCUCAAGUUGACAUGUUUCUGAACGCACAUACAACUAAAGAAAGUGUUUUGCAAGCUGUCAGGGGAAUGAAGCGGCGAGGGGGAAGACAGCGUAAUUUGGGUCAGGCCUUACAGUUUGUCAAUCAGGAUGUUCUGACAGCAACACGUGGUAGCAGAAAGGCAGAGGGUGUACCUCAGUUCGUAAUUGUCAUCUCCAGCGGGUCCUCAACAGAUGACGUCCGUAGUGCGGCGUCUUCCCUCAAACAAUCGAGAGUUCUUCCUUUCAGCAUCGGGACCAGGGAUGUUAAUCCUACAGAACUUCGAGUGGUGUCAUACGUGCCUAACUUUGCUUUCACUAUCGAUGACCUUCCUGGCCUUUACACGGUCAAAGAAAACCUAAUCACCACCCUCACUGAGCUGUCAGAUGCUGACAUCAACAGCAUGCGUCCAGAAUUUCCACCUGCAGUGACCCCAGCACCCACUGGUGGAGAAAAGAGGGAUGUUGUUUUUCUGAUAGAUGGCACCACAACUGUGCGUAAUGAGUUCCCUUCCAUCCGUGAAAUGAUAACCAGAGUUGUGGAGAAGCUGGACGUAGGAUUGGAUAAAGUCAGAAUUUCAGUGGUUCAGUACAGUGAUGUACCGAAGCUCGAAUUUCUUCUAAAUGAAUUCUCCACCAAAGACGAGGUACGCCAGGCUGUGACAAAACUCCAAAGCAAAGGCGGGAACCGUCUAAACACAGGUGCCGCUCUUGAGUGGGUCUAUAGAAAUAUCUACCAGAGGUCAGCAGGAAGCCGCAUUGAGGAGGGUGUGCCCCAGUUCCUCAUUCUAGUUACAGGUGGCAAGUCAACAGAUGAUGUGUCCACUUCAGCUGAACAACUUAAGAGAAACCAGGUUGCACCUCUUGCCAUUGGUUCAAGGAAUGCAGACCCCGACGAAUUGAGACUGAUUUCACUGAAGCCUGAACUGGUAUAUACAGUUGACAGUUUUCGGCAGCUGUCAAGAGUGGAGUCGCAGCUCAUUGAUUCCGUCAAAACAAUAUCCACCACUGACAUCCGCAAUUAUGUUCCUCUGCUAGUGGACUUAGGUAUAUUAAAUCUUGGGAGAAAGGACAUAAUUUUCCUUAUUGAUGGCUCAGACAACACAGGUGUUGAGGGCGCAGCGCAUAUCCGUGACUUCAUCCUUAACAUUGUCCAACAACUCGACGUGCAGCCUGAUCAAGUGCGCAUAGGGGUUGUCCAGUACGCAAACCGAGUCAAAACAGAGUUCUCACUCAACUCUCACAACAACAAGCCAGCUGUUGUCUCCGCAAUUAAAAGACUUCGUCCGAUGGGUGGACGGUCAUCAGAUCUGGCCGAUGCCAUUAAAUACGUUCAACAGAAUGAGUUCAAAGUUUCUUCAGGGGUUCGUCAAGAGGCCUCCCAGCAUCUUGUGGUACUCACAGGUGGACGUUCUCCCCAAGAUGUUUCCAUCUACGGACCUCUGCUUAAAGCAGGUCGUGUCAACUGCAUUGGUGUUGGCGCUGCUAAUGCCGACACAAAGCAGCUAACCCAAAUAGCCACAUCCUCAGCUGAUGUCCUCAAGGUUCGAGAAUUCAGUGGCCUGCCAGAAAUCCGUCAGGGGGUUAUUGACAGGUUGAGUGGGACCAUUACUGAGGAAACAUCAACAGGACCUGACCCACUUCCUCAAAAAAAAGCUGAUAUAGUGUUUUUGGUAGAUGGCUCCAUUAACUUAGGCAAGGAAAACUUCAAUGAAGUGAUGAUGUUUAUUACCAACUUAAUUGAUCUGUUCUUCAACGAGAGAGACGACCUGCGGAUUGGUCUGGCACAUUAUGCCGCAGAUGUUACUGAUGUUUUCUAUCUCAACACAUACCAGAACCGGGACGACAUUUUAAGUGCAAUUGGCCGAGCAGAAUAUAAAGGUGGACGUAAAAUUAAUACUGGUGCAGCCAUACGCCACGCUCAAAAUGUUUACUUUACCAAAGAAAAAGGCAGCAGGAUGGAUGAGGGCACUCCUCAAAUUCUAAUGGUUGUCACUGGAGGCCGCUCAGCUGAUGAUGGCAAAACAGCCGCCCUUGGUUUAAAGAAGAAAGGUGUGAGGGUCUUUGCUGUAGGAGUGGGCGACAUUGAGAAAGAAUUAGGAAACUUAGCAAGUGAGCCUUCCACUGUGGCUAGAGCAAGCACCUUCCUAGAACUAUCAGAGCUCAAUGAGCAAAUUCUGGAGACGUUGGACGAUGAAGUGAAAGGCCGUCUGUGUCAUGGUGUGCCAGAAACUUCUAAAACCUGCAGCAUAGAGGUGUUGGUGGGCUUUGAUGUUUCUGCCCAGAACAUCUUCAAUGCUCAGACCAACCUUCGGAUGAAGGUCGAAGGCAUUCUGAAGAGGAUUUCGCAAUCUGCAGCUAUCAGUUGCUCAUCUGGGCAGAUUCCUUCUGUGCAAAUUGGCAUGCUGGCCUUAGACUCGACUUCUGAGCCUGUCCAGCUGGACUUCACUAGCAAGGCUGGUGAGCUCUUUGAGGCAUUCAACGCCCUACGGAAUCGUGGCCCCUUUGUCCUCAAUGGCAAGACCAUCUCAGCUUACACCAAUCGCUUCAAAACCAGACAGGACGGCAUUGUCAAGGUUGUUAUUCAUCUUACUGAUGGUAUUGACGCCCAAUUUGAUGAAUUGAAAAAGCAAGUUGAGGAGCUUCGUUUCUCAGGAGUGAACAGUUUCAUUCUGGUCGGCCUUGAGCGAGUGCCCAAAUUUGAGGAAGCUUUGCUGCUGGAAUUUGGUCGGGGAUACAGGUACACCAGACCUUUACGACUCAACAUCCUAUACUUGGACGAUGAGCUAACAGAAGAACUGGACCAUAUUGCAGAGAGGGAAUGCUGUAAUGUGCAUUGCAAAUGCAGUGGCACCAGAGGAAGCAGAGGAGCAGCUGGAGAGUCAGGGACUAAGGGUGAUUCGGGAUCACCAGGAAGCCAAGGACAUCCUGGAGAUGAAGGUGGACCUGGAGAGAGAGGUCCUCCUGGUGUCAAUGGAACUCAGGGUUUCCAGGGAUGUCCUGGACAAAGAGGUGUCAAGGGUUCUCGUGGUUCUUCAGGAGAAAAGGGUGACUUUGGAGAAAUUGGACUUGAUGGCAUCAAUGGAGAAGAGGGCAAAAGUGGAGUGGCCGGACCCCCGGGAGAGAGAGGAAACGCUGGCAGGAGAGGUCCCAAAGGUACAAAAGGACAAGAAGGAGACACAGGAGGAGUGGGAUUCAGAGGAGACCCUGGUGUUGGUGGAAAAAAUAACAACAGCACUGGACCUAAAGGAGACCCUGGUGAUGCUGGACCAGCGGGAAAGCUUGGUCAGGAUGGACAGAAGGGAGCCCCUGGUGAACUUGGCAGACCGGGGGCUAAAGGAAGAAGAGGCUCAUAUGGAAAGGCUGGUAUUCCCGGAGGUCCAGGUGAUAAGGGUGUUCAGGGAGAACCUGGUAUAGGAGGAUCAAGAGGUCCUUCGGGACCAAACGGUCCUCCGGGACCCAGAGGAGAAGAUGGAAACGCUGGACCCAGAGGUCCCGGCGGGAGUCCAGGUCCCGCUGGAGAUAGUGGUAGAAGAGGAGCUCUUGGUCGCAAGGGUGAACCAGGAGAUCCAGGACCAAAGGGUGUUAUAGGACCUCUUGGUCCCCGCGGAGAGUCCGGUCAAGAUGGUAGAGAUGGGUUUGGCUUUGAAGGGCCUAAAGGAAGAAAGGGUGAUCCAGGCUUCCCAGGGUACCCAGGACCAAAGGCACCAGCUGGUGAACCCGGAACGAGCGGAGGACCCGGACGCAAAGGGAAUGCUGGACAGGGGGGUAUCUCAGGGAGUACUGGCACACCCGGAACGAAGGGAGACUUUGGAUAUCCUGGGCCAUAUGGACAGAAAGGCCCGAGAGGACCAGGUGUUGUGCAAUGUGACCUGGUUAAGAAGAUCAGAGAAAAUUGUCCUUGCUGUUCUGGUCAGAAGGAAUGCCCGCUCUUCCCCACUGAGCUGGCCUUUGCCUUGGAUGCUUCUGAAGGUGUUGGCCGCCCGGCCUUCAACAAUAUGCGAGAAACAGUCCUGCGCCUAGUCAGAGACAUCACCAUCUCCGAGAGUAGCUGUCCAAGAGGAGCUCGUGUUGCUUUAACCCUGUACAACAAUGAAGUAACCACAGAGGUUCGGUUCGCUGAUGCAAUGAAGAAACGCGUCCUGUUGCAGCACAUUGAGGGACUUCAGACCCUGCAGACCCGGAAGCAGCGCAGCUUGGACACAGCCAUGAGCUUUUUGGCCCACAACACCUUUAAGAGAGUGCGCAGUGGCUUCCUCAUGAGAAAGGUGGCCAUCUUCUUUGUUGGAGGAACAGUCAGUCAGGCACAAACAGUUACCAACGCAGCUCUUCGCCUCCAUGACGCCGGAAUUACUACUCUGUUUCUGGUGCCUCGUGAGGACCGAGCUCUUAGCAGAGCGCUGGAGGUCAACAACACAGCACUGGGCCAAGUGAUUGUCCUUCCUAAUGCUGGAAGUGCACAGUACAAUUCAGUGAUCCAGAAGGUGAUGAACUGCCAUGUGUGCCUUGACAUUUGCUCUCCGGACCAAAUGUGUGACUAUGUUCCACCAUUGCCCAGUCGAGAUAGGAGGUCCUCAACCACAGACGUGGACAUCGACAUGGCUUUCAUCAUAGACAGCUCUGAGUCCACCUACCCAACAGUUUUUACAGAGAUUAAGCGUUACAUUGCACACAUAGUGGAGCAGCUACAAGUGUCUUCAAAUCCCACAUCAUCUGUUAACCACGCCAGGGUGUCUGUGAUCCAGCAAGCACCUUACAAGUUCCUCAACAACAAAACGGGCUCCGCCAUCCAUGUGGACAUUGGUUUGACCGAUCACCACUCAGCUCAGGACUUUGUCAAAUUUCUGCUGGAGAAGACACCACAGUUAGAGGGUGGCCGUGCGCUGGCAGCAGCUAUCGAAUCCACAGUGGAGCAGGUGUUUGAGACGGCGCCUCUCCACCGGGACAGGAAAGUGCUGAUGUUCUUUGUGACAGGGAGUGUGGAAGAAGAAGAGGUGCAGCUUCUGCGUAUUGCCACUGAGGUCAAGUGCAGAGGCUACUUCCUGGUCAUCCUGGGCAUUGGUGACAAGUUGAGUGCAGGAGACACCCGUGUCUUGUCACGCAUGGCCAGCGAGCCGUCAGAUGUGUUCUUCAAGCGGCUGGACAGCAUCUCGGAAUUUUAUGACAAAAACAUCCAGACCUUUGGCCAGCUUUUGCCAAAGUAUAUCAGCAUCGAAAAUGCUUUCUACAUGUCCCCCGAAGUCUCCAAAAACUGCAAGUGGUUCCAGAGUGACCAACCACUUAAAAACCCCUUUACACCAUCACAGCAGGAUAAUCAUCAGAAACAUCAUGAAAAACAACAAGCAGUUCAUCAAAGAAAGCACAAUGAUGCAGAUGAGCUGCACGUCUCUAACGUCACAUCCAGUAGUUUGAAAUUGCGUUGGACCGGCCCAGACCCCAAGCUCUUUGUCUACUUUGAGGUUGUGGUGACUCGUCUCCACGACCAUGCUCUGGUGCUGAAGACCAACGUGUCAGACACAGAGCUUUCGGUGCACAACUUAGUAAGUGCCCAAACAUACCAUGUUGUGGUUUACGCCCACAAUGCAGAGGGUGAAACUGUCUCCACCCGCAAAGGCAUCGUUACUACCAAAGCAGCAGAUCACAUGCCAGAGCAUAAGCAUGCUAACCAAGGCCCCAGGACUGUGAACACCGCACCACUGGAAAAACCAGAAACAGUGCCGGAGCCUCAGCCAGAAGAGCAGCAGGCGGAAAAGGUGCAGAUCCUCCCGAAUCCUGUGGACUCUACAGAUGUGGACAUUUGCCAGCUUCCCAAAGAGGAAGGCACUUGUGCCAAAUUUGUCCUCAAGUGGCACUUCGAUGCCCUGAGCAAGAGCUGCACACGGUUCUGGUACGGAGGCUGCGACGGGAACCAAAAUCGCUUUGACACGCAUCAGCAGUGUGUUACGGCUUGCGGAAAAGCAGCCCCCGUCAACCAAGGAGUCAUGGAUGCAAUAAGAACAUAGGACGAAGCAUGGCCAGCUGCCCCCUCUGUUUAGGAGAUUCUUAGGAGCAUCACCCCAAAAAGCCACACUGUAAGGAUGUAAUACUAAAGCAAUGGUGGCUGCACUGGAUUCCACAAAAAAUGGACUUUAUCCCCGAAAUUCUUGAAGUAGAGAAGGGAGGCAACAUGAUUUGUUGCAUAAUUAGUUUGAACCUUCUGGUGCUAUAUAUUUGUUUUACCAAUGACCUUUUUAAGUGCAUAGUCUUGUAAAGUCACAUUUUCAUCAUACGUCUUCAAGUUUAAAAAAAAGCAGUUCUAUGAUUAUACAAGAAACAUAUUUGAAUAUCUUGGGCAGAGUUUUAAGCCAUACAUCCGUACAAGCAGGACUUGCAUCAUUCAAUGCAAUAUUUUUUUUCUGAUAUAUUGUGUAUUUUACAUUCCCAUUGCAACAUCAACUUUUAUUGAUCUAUAUUGUCUUAAAACACACGUGAUCCCUUUGGAAUCAUCACCACCCUAUUUUACAGUCACAGAAUCCACAGCAAUGUUUACACAACUCUUAUACGCUGGUUUUAUGAUUUUAUAAUGACCAACCAUCAAUGUAAUGUUAAGUGCACUUCUGGAUCCACUGCCUCAUACACACUUAGUUCCAGAUAAUGAGAAAUGGAAUAUACUUGUCAAACAAUUUUCUUUUAUUUGGUUUAACUGAAAUGUGUGUUCUAUCAGGGUGUAGUGGUGAAUAAACACAAGACUUUCUAAUAGACAUGA
Molecule: messenger RNA, 22750 nt
Organism: Pungitius pungitius (ninespine stickleback)
Lineage: Eukaryota; Metazoa; Chordata; Actinopteri; Perciformes; Gasterosteidae
Gene: col6a3
Product: collagen, type VI, alpha 3
Exons: 65
Coding region: 120-22007 (7295 amino acids)
Molecular function (GO): protein binding; serine-type endopeptidase inhibitor activity
Source: RefSeq, a predicted model, not a curated record